AUGAGUGAACUAAUAAUAUUUGAAAAAGGGUUGGAGGAAAUUCGCGAAAAGAUUUAUCAACUUGAACUAACAGAAAAUGUCCUGACAUUGAAAAAGAAGAUUGAGAAAAUGAUUAUAGUAAACGGCCAGAAAAGGCUGAAUGAAAUAGAUAAAUUAAAAAACAAUUCUGACCAAAUAAAGAAUGUGUUAGAAUUAAACCCUACUGAUGAUUUACCAACUGAUUGGCAAGCUCAAUUAGCCAAAAAGGAUGAAUUAGAAGCAACCCAAAAAAAAACUAAAUUUCCCAACACAACACCCGAAAAGGCAAGAGAGGAAUUUGACGGCUUAAAAUCUAGACCAACAGGAGGUGCCAUCGCCCAAGAAGAAUAUGAUAAAAUAAGAAUUGACCUUAGCGAACAUGAAUUAAAAGAAGUAGUAUUUAUCAAUUGUCCAAAUUUGGAAUUCAUUGAUGUUACUAGCAACGGAACAAUCGAGACUCUUGACAUUGAAAAAUUAACUAUGGAUAGUGCUAACAAUCCCACUACAAAUAAAUUAAAUACAUUAAAAUGUGGGCGUAAUAAAAUUGUAAAAAUUGAUUUUACUCAUUGUCAAAAUUUAAAAAAUUUCGAAUGUCCAAAUAAUCCUACUCUCGACCGAAUUGAAAAUAUAGAUCGUGUAGAGGGAAUUGAAAUGAUAAACAUGAAAAAGAGUGGUCCAGUUAAGAUUAUGCACGAAGCCAAAGCAGCUGUUUUUAAAGGUGUGGUGAAUGAAGUCAAAGAAUUGUUUGGUGUAGAACAUGCUAGUGAUUUGCCUUUGGAGCAGUUAAUAAAUAAAAUUGUUGCUGUUCAAAGUCCUCAACUAAAAACUGGCAAAGAAAAUGCCGAAAAAGAGCGGGAUGAAGCUAAGGCUAAAUUAGAAACUAUUAAAACAGAACGGGACCAAUUGCAGCAACAAUUAACAGCAAUAAAAAGUGAAUUGGGACUUACUGAAAAUGUAACCAAAGAGCAAGUUGUAGACAAAAUAAAAGAAUUGAUGAAUAGACCAACAAGUAGUUGUUCCCAUACUGAUUAUGACACCAUAAAAAGUGACAAUGAGAGUAAAAAACGAAAAAUUGAUGAAUUGGAAAGUAAUAAAGAAAAUGAAAGCGGUCAGAAAUUCAAAAUGCGACUUCCGCGGAAAAAGGGCUUUAACAAUUGGCAGUUUGUUGAUCUUAGCUUGAGUGCUUAUGAGGCAAACCAAUUUACCGGAAAAAGAGCCAAAGAAAGAAAAAGAAAAGUAUUAGUUUAUGACUUUUCUAAGAAUGCCCGUAAUGAUUAUGAAAAAGCAGGUACUAUUCAGGCUUUUGAAGUUUGUUAUGAAUUAGCCAAAAAUACCAUCAGGAAAGUCCUAUUACUACGAGCUCAAGAAGUUCAUGUUACUCCCAAGGAAAUAUUUCGUUUAACUAACUUGGAAGGCUUAAUUCCUGACGCCGAAAUCUGA
Messenger RNA from Ambispora gerdemannii, 1458 nucleotides. Lineage: Eukaryota; Fungi; Glomeromycota; Glomeromycetes; Archaeosporales; Ambisporaceae. The record is from the annotation of a GenBank genome assembly.